Odontomachus brunneus is the source of this 12302-nucleotide messenger RNA. It is a transcript of the gene nocte, whose product is annotated as protein PRRC2C. The transcript has 20 exons. The record is from RefSeq and is a predicted model, not a curated record. NCBI's taxonomy places the organism in Eukaryota, Metazoa, Arthropoda, Insecta, Hymenoptera, Formicidae. Bases 539 to 8536 code for a protein of 2665 amino acids. Gene Ontology annotation, biological process: cell differentiation.
UCGAAUCAUUCAGUACGGCGUGUCGUGUGUUCCACUCGGUUUUUACCGCCAUGCCUGACGAGUAGUUUUGGAAAAAGUGACGAAAUCCAAAAAUCACGUGCGGUGUCGUUCGCGACAAGGGAUAGUCCUUAUUUUGAUGAUCGAAUUGCGGACACGAUCGCAUCGUUAAUGCGAGUGGCACACGGGCAAAAAACCGAAUAAGAAUAGCGCGUUGCGUUGCUGCCGAGCACAAAGCCGCCGACGAGUGGCGCGUCUGUGAGAACGAGUCUCCUUGGUGAACGUGACGUAAUUGUAUUGAUCGCGCGGAGGAAGGGCCCGAAAGUCGCGCAUUCGCCAUCUUGGACGAAUUGUGGAAAAGAAGUUUCUGUGUCCUGUAGGCGCGGUGCGAUUCUCGGAAGUGUAAUCCGCAACGAUCCGUGCGUUAUAUAGUUUUACCGGAAGUUAAUCCUAUUGUGAAGUGGUAACCCAUUUGGACGGACCAAGACAAAGGGUUCGUUCUUUGGGUCUGAUUGGUACUAAAUGGUUGCGUGCAGACAGCAUGUCUACUCUGUCAGGGAUUGUGUCGAAGGGGGAGAAAGGAAAAUCCAAGUUUCAAUCACUAGAUAUCAAUAGCUUGUAUCGGGUGAGUAGGGGCGAAUCUUUGGAACCACAUCAGCAAAAAAAUACAUUACCGCGCAAACAUGGAAUGCAAAGUCUUGGAAAGGUGCCUUCGGCACGGCGUCCUCCUGCUAAUCUGCCCAGUCUAAAGAGUGAACAUAGUAGCAGUGAUCCAGCUGUCAGUCUUGUGCCAAGUGGUGGAAGUGGUUGGGCUACUACUAAGGAUUCAGUGUCGUCGACCACUACUACUACCACAGUAGCAGCAACUUCACUUGAUAACACUACUGUAAGUACUACUGUCUCCUCAACAGCACAAUGCACUGCAGGGACCACUGUCUCAACAUCCCUACACUCGCUAUUACCGGGUCAACAAAAUGCACCACAAUCUUCAUUUCUGGAUCAGGCAAACAACAAAUCGUCAUGGAGCGCGAUUAUGAGCAGAUCAGGAGAUGUGGUUGGUUACGCGGGGCUCGUGGGGGGCGCGAAAGGGGGAAGAGGUGCCCUUGGACUGAGUUUCCUCGCCCACCAGUCCCCGCAGUUCCAACACGAGUUCCCCAGUCUCAGUGGACAGCCCUCUGCCUCCGUCUCCACUCAGAGCCAGACUCAACAGUCCUCAACAACAUCCAAUGCAAUCUCAGUCGCAGUCCACCAUUCGUUGCUACAGCAACAGUCAUAUGCCCACAACCACUCAGGUGCCACACCAGCAGGUCAACAACAGUUAAAUCGGGAGUUAAAUGCGCAAUAUGGCCCAGGACCAAGCCUGCGUCCACAAACCGAAGGAAGUUGGAUUCAAGGCGGAAGUCGUACGGCAAGUGGUGCGGCGCCAGCAACACCAGCUGGUCCCGGAAGUGGGAAUACUCAGGCGGGCCAGGGCCUCCCUUUGAACAUACCUGGCCCAGGAGGGCAUACCCAAGAGGGGCCCGGUGGAGGGCGGCAGAACUUGGCCCAAUCGCCCAACAUGGUCGUGGGCCAGGGAGGCCAGCAUAAUACUGCAAAUAAUCAAGGCUCUGUACCUCCUGCCGGCGCCCAUCAAAUUGGGCCAAAUAUGCACUAUCGGGGAUUUAUUCCGCCAUUUGUGUAUAGAGGAAGUUUUCCUGGGGCAUUUUCUCCACAAUUUCCAUCAAAUUCUGGAUCCAACAGUCCCAGACCUAGAUUCAAUUACCCCCUGGAUCGACUUCCGAUUCCUCAACGCGAACGCGUGGCCGAGGAAGAGAUUAUAACUAGACCCAUCAUUAAGGAAGAAGAUCUUACUCGUAUGGAUGAUAUUUCACGUGACGCAGGAUGGGCCGCGCACGAUGAUAUUGAUUAUAACCAAAAAUUGGCCUUUAGCGACGAUGAAACCGAACCAGAAUCAUCAAAAACCGAUGAGAAAAAAGACCCCAAGGAGAAAAAGAGCGACGACAAUGCCGCCGAGGAGAAGGAGAAGCUCAGAGACAAUCGUGAGUCGAAGGAGCUUCGUGAUCCUCCACAUCGUCCUUGGACUCAAUCUUCCAUGACUCGCGAUUACCGUGGAUCCAAUGGCGCGAGUGGUGGUGGUGGUGGUUACGCUGCUCAGUCGCAAUUGCACUCUUUGCGAGGUGUUGAAGAUGACGAAGCGUGGAACGAAAGACGUAGACUCAAGGUUGAAGUCGCAUCCGUUGUCGAACGUGCACGACAACGCAAGGAAGAAGAAGAGAAACGUUUCCAGGAAUCUACUAAACAGGCGGCAGCUAAGAAAUUGCAGGAUUUGGAACAAAAGUUGAAAGAGAAACAGGCGAAGCACAAGGACGAGGAACGCGCGCAGUCCGGCGAGUCCAAGAGCUUGAUUACCGUCCCUCCUGUGCCUCUUCCUAUACCUGAGUGGGAACGAGAGAAGGAGAAUAGGGAGCGCGAGAACAGAGAACGCGAUCGCGAGCGGUCUCGCACCUCGUCCGAAGGCAAGGACGAAAAGUCCGUUGGACGCGAUUCACGCGACAAUCUGCGCGACAGUAGAGAUCAAGGGCUGACGGACUUUCGGCAGAACGAUCGACAGAACUUCCUGCGACAACAGGAUGCUGUGCGCAGUGAGCGCGAAAGAGAACGCGAUCGCGAUCGUGAUCAGAGAGACUCGAGAGAUCGCGAACAGCCGGCGUUCUCUCGGCACUUUCAGAAUAACUUGCCACCCAGAUUUCAGAAGCAGCAAGCGGAAAGGAGCAAUGCGAAUUUUAAUCGCAUUUCACCUAGCGCCGAAAGAUCUGCUUCUCAAUCCGUUCCAUUUUCCCAACAGUACGAUCCUGGCAGAUGGCUUCAUAACUACAACUCCUUGAUAGAUAAUGGUAUGAAGUCAUCCAUGCCGCCGCAACGUCGCAGCAGAACCGAUUCAGACGCGUCCGUACCGAUGGACGACGAGCGGCCUCCGUCUCGCGAUCAUCGCGGUAGUGCGCCACUAACGAGGGAAGACCGUUAUCGACAUUCUUCGCAUCGAUCGUACGAUAGUCGCAAGCCGGGUGGCUAUUACGACGAGUACAGCCGUAAUUUCCGCGAUUAUGAAUAUGAUGACAGACAUCCUCGUGAUUCCUGGGAACGUGAAAGACACUUCGACGAUAAGGAACGCGAUUCUAAGGAGAAUCUGGACUCAAGAGACAAUCGGGACAACCGAGAUGCUCGCGACGUCAAAGACUCUCGUCCUACCAGCCGUGAUGCUCGGGACGUGAGAGAUAUGCGCGAUCGGGACAACAAAGAAAAGAAAGAUUACGACAAUUACUCAAAGGACUCUUUCGAUGAACGAGAGCGUGAACAAAGAGAGCGCCCUGAGAGCUCAGAGUGGCGUGAAGAACGUAAUUUGGGGCAAGAGCGUCAACUCGAAAUCGGUCGUCGUGACGUACCGAAAGAGGAACGCAGUGAACGUCCGCAACGACCGGACUCGCGUGACAGUCGUACUUCCAGAGAAUCGAAAACGUCUUUGCGCGACGACGAGCUGCACAAAUUGCGUGACUGUAAUUCUUGGGUCAGUGAGGUAUCUGAUUAUGAGGAAAAAAAACGGGACUUGUACCACGAGGAAGCUAGGGAGAGAGAGAGGGAACGAGACAGAGAUAGAAGACAACCUCCUGGUCCAGUUACUAAGGAAAAAAUUGAAGCAGACGAACUGAAGAGUGAGAAGCGCAAUCUCACUCAAUUGAAGAGAGGCAGUUCCGAUCAGGAGAAGAAAGACCAGCCGAAGGAGAGUUCCACUGAGACGAAGAAAGAAACGGAUGCAUGGAUCAGGAAAACUGAGCGUAAUUUGGAGAGUAGACCGAUCGAACGCGGUGACAACUCGCCGAAGGCAUGGGCAGAUGCAAUAUCGCCGACUUUCGAGAAAGAGGAGGAGAAACUAGCGGAAGCCGCUAAAGACGGCAAGGAAAACGACGAAAUAAUGAAGCAGAGCUCGUUGGACAAACCGCCGUUAGAAAAGAGAGAAGAAACUGUGGUCGAGGAUGCCAAGGAUCAGCUGAAGGACGAAAAGCGCGAGAAGAAUACACGCAACAGAACGAGCAGCGGCAGUUCUAGUUCUAGAGUACGGGACUCCCGUGGCGGACGUCAAUGGGGAGCUUUCAGCGUGUACGCUCGCGGUUGGCGCGGACCGGAACCAAGGGGACGGAGAAGCGGUCCGCGACCUUCCGGGAAGUCCGGCAUGUCCAGCAAGAGCGGUUCUUACGGCCAUUCCGACUCCGAGAAUAGCGCCGACGAGGUGUCCGGCUCCACCGAAUCCGGUAAGGAGGACAAACGCUCGGCGCGUUCGCCGAAACCGUCGCAGAAGCUCGAGAAGGAGGAUCGCAAUCGUGAUCUGUCGAGACGCGACGAAAAACGAGGUGGUGACUACUCCCAGUCGCGCAGCGAGAAGAGAGCCUAUGACGGAAAGCCCAGUCACGAGGCUUUCGCACCCUCGGGUGAGCCGUCUCGUCGCGGUAGAGGCGGUUUCCGCAUUCGAAACACGACAACGGGUAGUCGUAUGGAAGGAUAUGGUCCACCGUCCAGCAAAAGUCCAUUCUCGUCGGAACGUAACGCGGACGAGAAGCAUCAGCAGCAAAACGCCGGGCGGCAGAACCCACCGACGCCAACCUCGGAGAAGGAUGUUAAUCUUAUGCAAUCCGCUCCGAUCGAGUCGACUGACGACAAGAUAAUCGCGAAGCAGCAAGCGCUCACGGCGGGCAUAACGGGCAGACGCAAUAAAUCGCCGAGUCAACAGACUCAGCAAUCUAGCAACAAGCAGGAGGCGAAUCAGAUCGUAAACGUGCCGUCGCAGAAAUCGCAGAUACGCAAGGAGGAGUCACGUUCAAAAAGAACUCGCAGCGGAAGUAGAAGGGGGAGAGAUAAUCGUGAGGCGCGUUUACGUGGUAGUAGCGGCAACGUAUCGAAGCAAGCUCAGUCGGAUGUAGGGAACGAAGAUUGGGAAACUACGUCGGAGAAUAGCGAGGAGCACGUGGAGGAUCACAAGGAAUCGCGCAACAGUCGCAACAAGCACUUCGGUGGACGAGCUAUUCAAGGCGCGAACCAAAACGCCAUUGGCACAAACGCGCACUCGCGCAGAAGCGAACAGUCGACGAACAACCGAGAGCAACGUGAAAAAAGCACCAAGUCUUCCAAUCCGGCGUCGCGAGCUCCUGGUGCAGAGAAGCGGAAUCUGCAGAAUGCCGGAUUCAGCGCCCAGAAGAAUCACACCGAUAGUAUACCACCGUUGAUGCAAAAUGCGCAAGUGCAGAAUGGCGGGAGGUCUAGAAGUCAAAGCUCGACCAACAACGGCACGAUCUCGAGUAAGUCGAGUAAUAAGGACAGCAUGGUCAAUCGUAUCGACGAGAUCAAGCUGGCCGAUCCGAACCUAGUGAAUCAAGCUUUGAGCGACCUCAGCAAGAAAUCUCAGACGAAGGACAAGAAACUAAUUGAUCCCGAGGUCGAGACGAAUAAUUGCACCGAGGAUACCGCGAAUGCCUCGGAGGAUAAAUUGGACUCCGACGGUUUCCAGGAGGUGCGGUCGAAGAAAAAUGUGAAGGAGUCUAGACACAACCAGAAGGAGGAAGCGAAACCCUCCGCCAAAAGAGAUAAAGAGAAGGAGCGCGAGCGUGAUCGUUCGAAAUCGAAGACGAACGGUUCGCAGCAGGUUUUGCAGCAGGUGCAAAACAUACCGCCCUUACUCGGCCAGAAUAUCCCCCAGCCGGUCAACAUGCCGCAGAAGCAGUACGACAAUAGAAACUCGAGGAAUCCGAGACUUGCUCCGCGAUUCCAACGUCUGGUGAAGCAACAGCAGCAGCAGAUGUGCUCGACCGACGCGAGCGAUCUGAACAAGAUGAAUAGUUCCGGCAACAACUAUGUCAAAGACUCGUCCAAUAGCCCGGCGCCUCCGCCGCCGGUUAACGCGUGGGAUAAGCCUUUCACUAGCCAAUUACGCUCGAAUUCGCCAUCUGCAGUUCCUACGGAUAUCCAAUUGAUGUCCGGUUUAACAGCUCAAAAUGAUCACAGCCACGAAGGCAAUGAGGCUAAUUCCGGACACAGUAGCCAACGAAAUUCGCCGAGUGGCGAGAAGACUAACAAGAAUCUAAAGGAGACUCUGGCGGAGAAGAACGUGUCCGACGUGUCUUCGCCGCCUGUACAAACCUUGAUUUUCGAGAACACAAAUUAUUCCAAGACCACCAAGACAAGCGGACCCGCGGAUCUGGCGGUCAAGUCGAAGUUCUCAAAUCACAUCAAGACGCAGCAACGAGCCGAGAAACGCGCGGAAAUUGAGGAGGACGGCAGUCAGGUGCAGCAGCACCAGCAGCAGACGCUUUCCGUUGCGUUCUCCAAUAAGCCGAAUGACUUGAUAAAGGACAAGAAUCAGGAACCGAUCCAGAUGCCAUUGUCGUUCAACAAGAAUGAAGAUAACGCCGAUAUGAAGUUAGACUUCACUUUCGACUCUGAUCUUUCGCAAUUGACAGAUGACAAGAGCAAGAGCCUCGGUAUGGCACGCUCCAUGCAUAUGGCCGGCGGUCAAAGCACGAUAUCGCCGUCGACCGCGGAGCUCAAUCUCAAGAUCGCGUCCGUAAAGAAAGUCUGGGAAAAUGCGACUCCGAUGCCGACCGUUGUGGAACACGAGGAUGGUAGUGUAGUCAGUAAUGCGACUAGUUUCCCGCAGGCGUUCGAGAGCGGCGACGUCGACGACAGUUACAGCCCGCACCAGCAGUACAAUCAGAACAAUAUGAAAAGCGAAAUCACAACGUCUACGAAUGUAUGCAAGCUGGUUCCCCCGCAGGUGAAGCCGCAGCAACAAUCUUCGGGGAGCAGUGGCACACAACCAGGAUCUACAGUGCCCGGACCAAGUCCCAUCGGAGCUGGUCAAAGUCCUAUUGGCCAUCCACCCGUUAGUCUCCAAGGUCCUCUAAGUCCACCUCCAUUCAAUUCUACAGGCCAACCUUCGCACAUUAACUAUCAAGAAUUCCCACAAUAUCCUGGCUCACAAGCAGCGCAAUAUGGCAGCAUGUCAGCUAUACCAUCGCCACCGGCCGUGUUGUUCAACACAGGUUCAGGACAGCUACCGGCACAAGCAGGCGGUUUAUAUGGAGCUUUUCAAUUGGAUCAAAGCAGAUCACCAUUCACGCAGUAUCCACCUUACGCUCCGUCUCUUCAAAGCUCGUUCAGCCAACAAAACGUGUACUUGCAGCAACCGCCACCGCCGCCGCCUCACGCACCGAAUGCUCCCACACCGGAAAUGUAUCAGAGCAAUUUGUCACAGUACCGCAUUACUGCGGCUGCUGCUCCUCCCUUUGGACAGAAUCAGCAACUCAGUAACAAUCCCAAUACGGUACUUAUCAGUUCGUCGUCAAAUUCUUUGAUGUCGGCCAGCGUGAAACCCUCUUCUCAACAGAUUGGUGCUAUUGGAACUAAAGCGCCACAUUUUCAGACCCCAUCGGCUCCUCAACCAAAUCAAUUGACUUACAUACCAUACGAUCCGAAUCAAGUACUCGGUGUAAGUGGCAGUUACAUGGGCAAUUCGCAGUUAGUACAAAGACCCGGUCCAAAUGUUCAAGCGUCCGCUAAUAGUUACUACAGUGCUACAUCUGCGGAUGUGUUUCCGGGCUCGCAAACAGGUUUUUAUCAAUCCGGCGGCGCUACUCAACAAACUGGUACGCACUACGGUCUGCAAGGAUUCGGUCAGCAUAGUCAGAGUUUGGCGACGGGUAGUGCAACUCCGGUCGGUCUGCAGAACUAUGGUCCUGGAUUCUUGUCGAGUUCGGGAUUGCAAAUAGCUGCAGCUGCUCAACAAUAUCGCAAUCCUACUGGCGGUUUACCAGGACCAGGGAAUGCAGCACCUACGUUUCUUAGUAAGCACCAACCGCAGGAGCAGCCCCGGCAAUUGAAGAGCCCAUCGGGAAAUCAACAGGAUGUGCUUGCUUCAGUUUUUAGCUCAACGCCUCAAAUACCGUCACCUAAAUCGAGGAAUUGUAAACAACAAUCCUCAUCACAACAACCACAACCAAGUCCUACGCAACAUCACAAGUAUCCACAAUAUCAGGGCGUUAGUCAGUCUGCUCUGGUAAGCAGCUACAAUAACUACGUUUUGCAACAGAAUGUGCGUGGAAUGGGCAUGCCACCUCGUGCAGGCCUUCAACAAUCACAGCAACGUUAUCCACCUCCUAUACAACGACCUGUAGUACCAUUUGCACCAGGUCCAAAUAAUCCCGCGCAACAGCAACCUACUUGCAUGCCUACGCAACAGCAGCAGCAGGCUCAAAUCAACCGUCACAGACCGAAUUUACAUCAACAACAGCAACAACAACGCAACAUGAAGAUGCAACAGCAAUAUUACUCACCGCAAGGAAACGUCAAGAUGGAUUCAAGUGACAAAGCUGAUAACCACAACGACAAGAUGAACGAUGGUCCUUCUGGAACACAAGCCGGGGCUAACAAGUCUAAUGUGAACCAGCAAGACAGUGAUAACAAUAAGGAAGAAGUGAAUCAGCAAAACGAGUGAACGUGAAUAUAGGUGAAGGUGAACACUCUUGUUCUUCCAUUCAUGGAAAAACAUCUAUCUUCGAUUAAACAUUUGAUAUAAUCUCGUCGACAAGGGCAAAGACUAACGUGCUUUCUUGUUUUCCGAGAAAGAAAGCGCGCGAUGUCAUACGAUGGAAUUCGUUUAACUACGAAAUCACGUGCUUAUAUAAUCGACUACCAGUUAAAUAGAUUAAACAUUUGAUUUUCGUGCUGUAUCGAAGGAAAGGAUUUAUAGGAAGGUAACAUUAUUUAUACGCACUUCCUAUUCUUUAGUUGUGUAACGGCAUAAACUUUUCGUCUCUGUGAAUUCGAAAAGACCUUUAUUAAGCAUUUCCACUAUUAAACGAUAUCGAAUAUACGUGAACAUAUUUAAGAAUGACAGAGUUAAUCAUGAGCGUUGAUACCGCUAUGGGAAAGCUUGAGAAGGUGGCAUGAUUAAAUUGUCGCGUUACACGUUUGAAAAUGACGUUUGAAAACUUGACUCAAGAAAGAAACGUGCUGUCGUCGAAUGGAAUGAUAAUCGAUCAAUUACAGACGAAAAUCGUCAUAAAAAAAAUAUUCUUCUGUAUUGAUGUACGAUAAGAAGUUUACGUUUUCGUGGAGUUGUAUCUGUGGAAAGUGAGUGCACAGACUUUAUUGUAUGUAUAUAUAUGUAUAUGUGUAUAUAUAUAUAUAUGUGUGUAUAUAUAUGUAUAUAUAUAUGUAUAUGCAUAUAUCUCUCUGUACCCAGAUCAGGAUCAGUUUGCAGCAAGACGGCAAUACACGUCCUAGGACGCACGGCGCACGUUUUCUUGAUCACGUCGCAAAGAAGAUUUAGAGAAAGAGAGUGUAAGGAAACAGUUCGUGAAUGGGUUACGAUUAUCGCAAUUUCAUAAUAUAGUAACGAAGGAACUGAUGAAAUGUGCGGCGGUAUAAAUGUUCCCCGUUUAUCCGAACAAUAAGGAAACGAAAUGACACUUACCGAUUAUGAACAUACGGAUCUACGCAUGCCUAUGUCGCACCUAUGUAUCGCGACAAGGGACAGCUCCAUGUAUAUUGAUCGUUUUGUCGAUGAUGCAAGGUCAUGGUGAAACUUGUGCGACGAAAUAGAAAACUGUUGUUUAUAGAUAUCGCACAAAUCAUCAUGAUCUAGCUUUACUCACGACGAGUAUCAAUCAUUAGAUAUAUAAUAUAAGAUAUUGCUUGUGAAGCGCGCGCGUGAAAGGUCAUUAGACGGAUAAAACGUUCGGAAACUUUUCACGCCUAGACAGAUUAUAUUGGACAACUGAACCGCAACCUAUACUAUCGCAACGUACGAAAAGGAAAAAAAGAAUUGUAUAUUCUCUGCUUUCGUUGCAGUUAAAGCUUUGUUAUAAAGAUAAAGCCCAUGAAAAUAAAUAGUAGUAUUCACAGGAUACUAUCGUUGCCCGAUUUAUUGAGCAAAGAUAGCGUGGCUAUGCCCGUCUCGCCCGGUUUUCGAGAGGAAUUUAGGCAAUGUUGAGAUAAUCGGAUGUCAACCAUCAACAAAAACCACGAUAACUGCCAGUCGUACUGACGACCACUAUCCUUGAACUCUGAGAAUUUUUCAUGUCGUAUUCGUGAUAUGUCUGUGUGAAUAGUGAAACAUGUAUUAGAAGAAGAGACACUUAACACCCAUACGUAGGCUUGUUAAAAAUUUAACACACUUCAAUGAAUUUAGGGAAUAUCGACUAGAGAAAGGAUAAACUUGCGAUUAUCCCCUUUUAUCCUGUUAUCUUUUCUCCGAAGCGUUGAGAAUUUCAAGAAAAUUACUAAAAAAUGAAUUUAAUGUAAAUUAACAUGAAGCCACGAUAUGUGAAUUAUAAAAAUGGCUGCAACUCUUUUGUUGUUAUAAAGAUAUAUUAAUUCUUGAUGAAGACUAUCUGAGUGGUGUGGGCAACAUAUACAAUAUUUUAGAAAAGAAAAAAUGUUGUGUUGCAGUCUCAAAGAUAUGGAAUUAGUAGUAAAUGCUUCUCUCUUAUGUUAUCAUCUUAAUUUUCUAGUACUCGUUUGGCAUUACUGUUGUAAUUUAUUCUUAAAGACGUAUAAAUAUCAAUAUCACUAAUAUGAUUAAUUUGAUAUAUGUAAAAUACAUGUUUUUAUGUAAACCAUUGAAACUUUGUCUGAGACCAAGAUCUAGUGUAUUUAUAUCUUUAAAAACAUGCUCAUCUUUUUUGUGUUAUUUUAAUGACUGAUUAUAUUAAAUAAUGGUACGGUGUACGCGAGUACUGGAAAAUCGAGUUCUAUCCUAAGCAUUAAUCACCGCGAUCGCUAUUACCACUUCGAUCAUUAGCAUCACCAGCAGUUGGAUCAUUAUCAGCAGCAUUGUAACAGUAGUGUAGGAGUAGAAGUAGCAGUGGUAAUAGUUGGUGUUUACGGAGUAUGCGCGGUUGUAAUAAUGAUAGUAUUAAUAAUAAUAGCAGCAAUAGUAAUUGCAGCGAUAAUAAUAGUAGCGAUACCACCAAUCACCACAGCAGUAGCAUUAUGAUAACGUUCAUCUCAGUGUCUUUCUUAAUUUUAAUUGAAACAUUUCUGAUUUAUCUUUAUUGAUGUUCUUAUCACUUUUUUUUAUCUAACAUGCGUAUCUCCGAAGAUAGGGAGAAUAUGCCAUUAUUAUUAUUGCUAUCAUUGCUUAUCGCUUUCGCCGUUAUAAUCCCUUCAUUAUUUUAUUAUCGUUUUAACUUAUUAUUUGUGUUCUAUUUUCUUCACUAUUACUGUUAUAAUUGGUUUGAUUUAUCACCGUUGCUAUUAUCAUAUAUACACAUACAUUACUAUAUUAUUAUUAUAUACUAUCAUCAUCAAGGUCAUUAUCAUUUAGUGCUGCUAUGGUAUUAUAGUACUACCGUUAUUAUUACUAUUACCAUUACUCUGCUAUUACUAUUAUUACUUAAUAUUUACUAUUACUACUUACUGUUACUACUAUUACUACGGUCAUUUUCUAUUAUUACUACAACUACCACCACUGCAACAACUUUAUCACUAUUACCAUUAGUACGACUGCUACUAUAUAUUGUUUUAUAUUAUUUUAAUUAUAUUAUUUUUAUUAUUAUUAUAUAAUUAUGGUUAUUAUUAAUGCACGUGUACACUCAAUGGAUGAUGACGGUGAAGAAUAGGAUAAAAAAAAGUAAGUAACUGUGGAUAAGUAUGUUAAAUUGUAUGGGUAUGUCUCACACAUAGGGUACUCGACAAAUUUUAUUAAAGAUAUUAAAAAUCUGUUUAAUAGCAUCUAUUAUAGCUUAACUGCGACGUGAUGGAUUUUGUUGAUAUCACAGUUGAUGGUCUGUCGUAUUACAAUAUAAUCGCUUAUAUAAAAAAAAAAUAAUUUAAUAUUUAAAUAAUUAUAAUAUGGCCAUGUUAUAAUUUAUAAGAAUGUGAUAUAUAUUUAUGCAAUAUCGUAUUUAUGAUUUUUUUUUCAUGUUCUUGUGCUCUUAUUUUUCUUUAGCAAACAGCAAAAGUAUUAAAUAAUAUCUUUUCGAUUAAGAUUAUUCUUAUUAAUAACGACAUGAAAAUUGUUGGUUUAUUUUAUUAUAAAGACGAAAUUAUAAAGUAAAAUACUGUACAUUUUCUUGAACAUUUAAUAUCUUAAGUAUUAACGUGAAAGAGAGCUUAAAAGUAAUACGACAGAUCUGUUUACCUAUCGCAGGCCGUCUGUAAUUAUACCGAUCUGUAGUUAGAAAUAUGACGAACACUACUUAUACAUUUACGUGCUAAAACGUGAAAAUAAAAUAGUAAACGGCAAUUUGCUACUA